UAGGGUUUCUCGCUUGCAUCCGCCGCCGGCACUUAUGGAGGACCAGUUUGGUAAGUUCCCUGCUGUUGUGGUGCCAAAUCCAGACGAACGAGAGUUGCCGCUGGAUGACUUCAUAUCCAAGGUCCAGGAGCACAAAGCCUGGAUCCAUGACAAGCUCGCUCGCAAUGGAGCAUUGCUCUUAAGAGGAUUUCCGGUGAAAGACGCAGCGGAUUUUGAUCAAGUUAUCAAAGCUCUGGACUACAAGAUCUUGCAUGAUCACUUUGGGAGCCAAGAUCGGAAACACGUCAAAGGCUCGGUUUACACAGCAAAUGACGACCUCCCUCUCGAGAUUCCAAUCGGCUUCCACAACGAAAUUACUUAUAUGCCCGUCAUUCCCGACGUGCUUGUUUUCUACUGCGAGGUUGCACCGCCCCAAGGAUGUGGUGGCGCGACGGGCAUUGUGAGAGGGGAUGAUGUCUACGAGGACUUGUCCAAAAAAUUCCCUAGCUUUCUUCAAGAUUUGGAGGACAAGGGAGCGAUAUAUUGCUUCACCGUGCCAGCAUCGGAGCAACCAAAAUAUGGCAGCAAUAUGAAUGGGUACAAGAGAAAGCAGCUUGAGAAUGGACUCGUGAAGCUCUACCUUGGGCCUUGCCCAGCAAUCAAGCAGCUUCCAAGCGGCAAGAAGGCAUGGUUUAAUGCGAUUGGAUCAAGCUACGUCCGUGAUUCUAGCGAGCCAUAUGUUGAGUUUGGAGACGAGACAGCCAUGCCCACGGAUGCUAUCAAAGCCGCCUGUGAAAUCAUGCAGGAGAAACAAUUUGCUGUGCAGUGGGAGCAAGGGGACGUGCUCAUGCUGGAAAAUUCUCAUGUGCUCCAUUCUAGACAUUCCACUUCCAAGCUCGAGCCUACUCGCAAAAUCCUUGUGUCCAUGCUCAAGUAUUGAUUGUAUUGUUUACCGAAUCUCUAUUUCUCUUGUUAACAAGCUGUUAAACGAAACUCUGCUUUAUUAAA
This is a messenger RNA of Selaginella moellendorffii, 987 nucleotides long. RefSeq names its product clavaminate synthase-like protein At3g21360. The transcript has 3 exons. The coding region runs from base 35 to 919 and encodes 294 amino acids. Lineage: Eukaryota; Viridiplantae; Streptophyta; Lycopodiopsida; Selaginellales; Selaginellaceae. The record is from RefSeq and is a predicted model, not a curated record. Gene Ontology annotation, molecular function: oxidoreductase activity.